AUGGCCACUCGAACGCUCGAGGCUCGAUUCGAGCACAUGACGGUGAACGACGAGAACGAUUCUGGCGAUGGUACCAAGAUCUACUCAAAGCAACAGGCUGUUGCAUCUGUCAGAACCUCCCAACUGCCACAGAGCUCGAGCCGAGCCAACCUCUUUAAGGUCGCCCUGCAGUCCCAAAACACCAACACCGUUGCCUCCGUAACGCUUCCUUCGCAAGCAGCACAGCGAAAAGCCCACAACCCAACAUCUCCUCCCCGCAAGCCCCUCCCUUCUUCGGCUGCAUCACGCUCCGAUGAGGUUGUCGAAGUCGAACGCAAGGCGGUGACCAUGGUCGCUGAGCCCAGCAUCCCGAAGCAGUUCCACCUGGGCAUGUUCGAAAUCGGCCGUCCCCUGGGCAAAGGCAAGUUCGGUCGCGUCUACCUCGCCAAGGAGCGCACUACCGGCUUCAUCUGCGCGUUAAAGGUUCUGCACAAGAACGAGAUUCAACAAGGCCGUGUCGAGAAGCAGGUGCGACGGGAAAUUGAGAUUCAAAGCAACCUGAGGCAUCCCAAUAUUCUCCAGUUGUACGGGCACUUCCACGACAGCAAGCGAGUCUUCCUCAUCCUCGAAUUCGCCGGCAAGGGCGAGCUUUACAAGCAUCUUCGUCGCGAGAACAAAUUCCCUGAGUGGAAGGCCGCCCAGUACGUAGCGCAGAUGGCCUCGGCGCUCCGUUAUCUCCAUCGCAAGCACGUCAUUCACCGGGAUAUCAAGCCUGAAAACAUCCUCGUCGGUAUCCACGGCGAGCUCAAACUUUCUGAUUUCGGCUGGAGCGUGCAUGCGCCCAACAACCGACGCAACACCAUGUGCGGAACUCUCGAUUACCUUCCUCCCGAGAUGAUCAAGCCCGGUAGCUCAGACAACUACUACAAUGAAAAGGUUGAUCUGUGGAGUCUGGGUGUGCUCAUGUACGAGUUCCUCGUCGGUGAGGCGCCUUUUGAGGACUCGCCCGUCAUGACACAGCGGAGGAUUGCGAGGGCCGACAUGACGGUGCCCUCCUUUGUCAAGCCCGGAGGCAAAGGACUUGAUCAAGAGACUUUUGGUUCUCGAUCCCGAUAA
Messenger RNA from Verticillium alfalfae VaMs.102, 1095 nucleotides. Its product is annotated as serine/threonine-protein kinase. The record is from RefSeq and is a predicted model, not a curated record. The coding region runs from base 1 to 1095 and encodes 364 amino acids. Gene Ontology annotation, cellular component: chromosome passenger complex; spindle microtubule; spindle midzone. The transcript has 3 exons. Gene Ontology annotation, biological process: mitotic spindle organization; protein phosphorylation; regulation of cytokinesis. Lineage: Eukaryota; Fungi; Ascomycota; Sordariomycetes; Glomerellales; Plectosphaerellaceae. Gene Ontology annotation, molecular function: ATP binding; protein kinase activity.